Anopheles nili is the source of this 792-nucleotide messenger RNA. RefSeq lists its product as uncharacterized. The coding region runs from base 1 to 750 and encodes 249 amino acids. Lineage: Eukaryota; Metazoa; Arthropoda; Insecta; Diptera; Culicidae. The record is from RefSeq and is a predicted model, not a curated record. The transcript is spliced from 2 exons. Gene Ontology annotation, molecular function: N-acetyltransferase activity.
AUGGUGUCGAAAAACGCAUCCUCAGACGCUACGGUAGCCGAAACUAUCGAAAUUUUGCGUUACGAUGAUCGCUACCGCGAGCAAUCGAUGGAAGUGCUUCGGAAGUCGUUCUUCCCCAACGAAAUGGUGUGCAUCGGAGCAGAAGUUGACCUUACGCCACAGGCACAGGAGGACCUUGAACAGUUAUGCCUCGAAGUGGCCGAAGGCGGAGUGUCAGUGAUUGCGAAACACGUUCCAACCGGCACGAUCGUAGGAGUUUCUUUCAAUGUGCUGCAGACUCCGAGUGGACCGGACGACAACAACUACUUCGAGCAGUUUCGCGACACCAAAUGCACCACGGACAGCUCCCGUGCGCUGAUGCAAUACAUGAUCACGAUGGACGCGAAGGUGAACCUGUUCGAUCAGUUCAACGUACCCUGUCUGCUAGAGAUCAUGUUCCUGGCCACCUUGCCGGACUAUGAGGGACAAGGAAUCGGUACCCGUCUGGUCGAACGAUCCGUGCGACUUGCCGAGGAGUUGAAAAACGGAACGGCCACACCAACUUCGAAUGGUGCAGCGGGAGCUUUCAGUCGUCCGCAGCUCGUGUCGGCGCUGUUUACAUCGCGAAUCUCGCAGCGUGUGGGUCAGAAGAUGGGUUUCAAGGUCAUAAACCAAGUGCCGCAUUCUGAGUUUGUGUACAAAGAUAAAACCUUCUCCGAUCGGAUUGGUCCCGAACAUCCCUUUUCAACACUGGUUGUGAAGCAAAUAUGAAUAAAAAGUUGAUGUUAUCCAGGUAUAUGGUGGAACCGGUAU